This is a messenger RNA of Orbicella faveolata, 3155 nucleotides long. Its product is annotated as multidrug resistance-associated protein 4-like. NCBI's taxonomy places the organism in Eukaryota, Metazoa, Cnidaria, Anthozoa, Scleractinia, Merulinidae. The record is from RefSeq and is a predicted model, not a curated record.
CAACGAAAAAUUAACUGAGGCAAGUUCCACGGUUUGCCUCAUACUAGUUUAGGCCGUGGACUGACUUAACAUAUUUUUGCACAUUCGUUCGGUGACUACAGAAUGAGGGUUCUUCAUCCUAACCAGAAGAAUAUUUAGCGCUUUUACAUUGAAAACACACCACUCUUGUGCAUUAUAUCGGCAUUCAUUCUAUAGUAACCGAAAUAUUGUACGAAAAUGCAUCUUUUUCAAGUGUUCAUGGCUCGAGUGUCCUUAGAGCAAUUAAGCAAAUACCUGCUUCCACAAUUUUCAAGUAUUUUCACUGUGAAAAGUCAGAGGUUAAAAAUCCUAAAUAACUGUUAUUUUUAGGGAAAAAAUGAGGUUACAUGAUAUAACUCUCCUCAAGCGAAAUACAAAUUUUACCCUCAUUUUAAAACCCGUAAAUUUUUAAGAGUACGAUCAGACUAAACUCGUGGAUUAAGUUGAUCAGUGUCAAUCGUAUUGAAGUCGAAACUUAUUUGCUUUAAUCGGUGUUUCGUUCUUAGGCAUUACAGCUCUAUCUCUUGUCUACGCCCUCCAACUUGCAGUAGAUACGUCACAAUAUGGCGUCAGGCAGUGCUCAGAGGUUGAAAAUGAGAUGACGUCCGUAGAACGUGUCAUAACAUAUGCUAACCUUGAGGAGGAACCUGGGUAUGACUGUGAUCAGCAGCUUCAAGACAACUGGCCGGAACAAGGUCGGGUACAAGUAAAGAAUUUGGACCUAGUUUACUACGAGGGUGGACCAGAUAUACUGAAAGAUGUCAAUUUUAGUGUCGAUUCGCAGGAGAAAAUAGGAAUUGUUGGUCGCACUGGAGCUGGCAAGUCGUCACUGGUUUCAGCUCUGUUUCGCAUGCCUCAACCGACUGGAAAAGUCAUUAUUGAUGACGUUGACAUCGGCAAGAUUAACAUCCAAAGUGCUCGCCGAGCCAUGUCAGCCAUUACCCAGAAUCCUAUUCUGUUUACUGGUUCACUGCGCAUGAACUUGGAUCCUUUUGAGAAGUACGCUGAUCAGGAACUCUGGGGUGCAUUAGAAGAAGCUAGUCUGAAGACCAUGGUGGAAAAUUUAUCGAACCAACUGAGUGAGGAGAUUAAAGAAUGUGGAGCAAACUUCAGCGUCGGCGAAAGACAACUUCUGUGUCUGGCUCGCGCUUUAUUGAGGAGAAGCAAGAUUAUCAUCAUGGAUGAAGCAACCGCAAAUGUCGAUUAUAAGACAGAUCAGUUGAUUCAAGAAACUAUACGCACAAAAUUUAAGCAUUGCACCGUGAUUACAAUUGCACAUCGAUUAAACACCAUCAUCGAUUACGAUCGAGUCUUGGUUCUGGAAAAUGGACAAGUUGUUGAAUACGACAAACCAGAAAUCUUACUGCAGAACGAAGGAGGGCAAUUCUCGAGGCUUUACCAUGGAUAUGGUAACAGUUCCAAUGAUAGUGUAGAACAAUUGUGAAGAUAACCUUAAUUUUCGGAAGCAGUUAUAGUCGUCGAUACUUUUCUUUUUACUUUCUCAUUCACACGCAUAAGAUUAAUUGAGUGAAGAUUAUUUAGCUCCUUAUUUAACUCAUGUGGUAAAUAUUUGGGAAGUGUUUGACUCGCUUUGUUUCUUUCUUUCAAUUUCUUUAUUCUGAGACUCAAAAUUUAUUCACUGAAUAUGUUUAAAAAAUGGUUUGACUGAGUUGCUCAGCUAGGAAUACUGUAUUAUAAAAAGUAGCAGCGCCCGGGAGACAGUGCUCCCUUAUAUAUAUGGGCUGUAUAAGUAAGUGCAGCCCGAAACCGUAUGGUUUUUCAGCCGUUUUGGCCAUAAAUCGCGGGGCAUCGAUUUUGGCCAUUUUGGUCAUAAAUAGGGUAUGGUUUUUAACGCUGGUCUUCAAUUGGGUAUGUUUAUUAGAGGAAGCUACUUUUUCAUCUUUAUCGAUAAGACCAUCAACAAAAGCCCUUCAUAAACUAUGUUCAGGGUAACUGUACCAGCCGCAACGGUCCUAAAUAGGGAAUCCAAUUUUUUUUGUCAGGUCAUGAAUGGGGUAGGGGAAAUCGCAGAAUUUGGUCAUAACUACGGUAAAGGUUUUGGGAAGCGAGCCGCACACCCCCACCCGAUUUUUCUGCGAGUACCUCCUGAGUAGCAGCGGCAGGCCGCAGCAAUAAAACCAUUAGUAUUACCUGAUUAUCACUACUGUUAGUAUUAUAAUGAAAACUGUAACAAAAUUCACGAGUCUGAUUGGCUCUCAACAGGUCCGAUGUUAGCCCAAAUAGGAUAGUGCAUGCGUCAUGCUUGUAGGUCAUCACAUUUUGUUACGGUUUUGAUUAAUUUAUAGGUGGCCGUACUUCGUGUCGUCCCAUUCUUUUUAUAAUUAACUCGUGAUAAAACGAAUAGGACUCCCGCGCGCGGCGCGUUCGUCCGAUUUUGUCAAUCAUUCGUAUAAUUACAGACCGAAUUGGACUUCACUCAGUCCUAUCACUAUUGCUUACAGCUAUAGUACUAACAGCAGCAGCAGAAGCGUUUGCAAUAUCAGUAGCACAGGUAUUUGCAGUAGUAGCAGCAAUCGCCGUAGCAGUAGAAGUAGCAGAGGCAGUUGCAGUAGCACAAGUUUUUGCAGUAGUAGCAACAGAAGCUUUAGCUGUAGCAGAAGCAGAAGCAGAAGCGUUUACAGUAGCGGUAGUAGUGGUGGUUGUGGAAGCGGUACAGGCGGUAGGUAACAACUAAUAAGAAACAAGAGAGAAUAAAGGUAAGAGAGUUCAUUCUUCAUAUUUUUAGGCCUUAUUCUUGAGGUAAUCAUGCUCAAGCGUCUUUAAAGAUGUAGCCCAAUUCUCCGGCGGAAAAUGUAAUCACCGGUGUUGCGGGGAUGUUUUUGUGCACGAUGAAAUUAAAAUGCGUGGAAAGCCGCUUGUGAUUGGGCUGAACACGUGAGCGAAAUUUGCGACUCAUGAUUGGAUAUUUCUGGGCCCUCCAUGGGAAUUUCGAAAUCGGGAGUGAUCUAAAAAUAGGAGGGAUUACCUUCGGAUUACCUUCAGAAUAAGGUCUGUAUGGGGAAUAAACUGCGUUAUCCUUCAUCCUCUUCUGUAAUAAACUCAUUACACACCUGUUUUACAAGGAUGCCGUGUAAAUAUCCAAAGAUAUAUCAUUAAAGGAGCGCUCUGGCUUUAAA